UGAUGAGCAUGAAAAUUAUAACUGAUUUUCUAAUUACAUUACUUAAUUUCCAAUAGAAUUGAAUUAAAUUUAUUAUUUAAAGAAUUUUCGUAAUUUUUAAUUGAAUUUCAGUCGGCUACUUUUUAUUUGCUAAUACUCGCACAACGCACGCGCAGAACUUCCAUCGCCCAAAAUCUCCCAGCGCCAUAUUGAGAGAGGCGGACGUUGUAUGACUUGAGUGAUUAUAUCGUGGUUAGUGCAAUAAAUUGAAGUGGAACGUUUGAUCGUGCCCUAUGGAUAUACAUUCGGGAGUGGUGUGCCUCGGUUGAAAGGCCUGGCGAAGGGACAGGGCUCCGCGCGCGAGGACGGGUUGCGGCGCUCCGCUCUGAGGAACCAUGGAGUGCUGCAUGUCAGAAGAAGCCAAAGAACAGAAAAGAAUCAAUCAAGAGAUAGAGCGGCAACUCCGAAAGGACAAACGCGAUGCCAGGAGAGAACUCAAACUGCUCCUGCUGGGUACCGGCGAGUCGGGCAAGUCGACGUUCAUCAAACAGAUGCGCAUUAUCCACGGGUCCGGUUACAGCGACGAUGACAAGCGCGGCUUCAUCAAGCUGGUGUACCAGAACAUUUUCAUGGCCAUGCAGAGUAUGAUACGCGCUAUGGACCUACUCAAAAUACAAUACGGGAAUCCGUCCAAUGUAGAAAAGGCGGAAUUGAUAUCAGCGAUCGACUUUGAGAGCGUGACCACGUUCGAGAGUCCGUAUGUGGAAGCCAUAAAGGCGUUAUGGAGCGACGCGGGCAUCCAGGAGUGCUACGACCGCCGGCGAGAGUAUCAGCUCACUGAUUCAGCCAAAUACUACUUGCAGGAGAUUGACCGCGUCGCGGCACCAAAUUACUUACCUACCGAACAAGACAUCCUCCGUGUGAGAGUGCCCACGACGGGCAUUAUAGAGUACCCAUUUGACUUGGAGGAAAUACGAUUUAGCUAUUUAAGCGAUCUGGCACGGAUCGAAAAGGACGACUACUUGCCCACCGAGCAGGAUAUUCUGCGCGCUCGUCAGCCGACCACGGGCAUCUUAGAGUACCCAUUCGACCUUGAUGGCAUUAUAUUUAGGAUGGUGGACGUCGGGGGCCAAAGAUCCGAGCGAAGGAAGUGGAUUCACUGUUUUGAAAACGUCACAUCUAUCAUAUUCUUAGUAGCUCUUAGUGAAUAUGAUCAAAUUUUAUUUGAAUCUGAAAAUGAGAACCGGAUGGAGGAGUCCAAGGCGCUCUUCAAGACGAUCAUCACGUACCCCUGGUUCCAGCACUCGUCGGUGAUCCUCUUCCUCAACAAGAAAGAUCUGCUCGAGGAGAAGAUCAUGUACUCCCAUCUGGUCGACUAUUUCCCUGAAUACGACGGCCCACAACGCGACGCCAUCACGGCCCGCGAGUUCAUUCUGCGGAUGUUCGUCGACCUCAAUCCCGACGCGGAGAAAAUCAUAUACUCACACUUCACUUGUGCGACAGACACUGAAAACAUCCGGUUCGUGUUCGCCGCAGUCAAAGAUACAAUCCUACAAUCUAACCUGAAGGAAUACAACCUCGUGUAAACGACCACCUCGGGUCUCCGACACAAAUCUGUGAUUGUGUAUAACACAUUAAUUAAACAUCAUCACUUCACGACAGAAUGUGUAAAUUCACGAACUGACGUCGAAUGGACGAACUUAUUCACCCUAAAAUGUUUAAUGAGAAAUUAAGGAUAGAUUGUAAGUCAUUUAACCCAAAAACUAGUAUCAGUUGGGUGUCGGCGCGCGGGAGACGCGAGCGCAGCCCGUGCGUGGCUCGCGUGCCGCUGCGUAGCCCGCGUGCCGCUACGUGGCGCUGCGUGGCCCGCGUGCCGCUGCGUGGCGGCACGUGACGGCACGUGCCCCGGCACUGCCCGCGCGCGCACUAAGUUCUCGGCCCACACGGCCGCUUCACGACGCGUCAGGUUUUUUGACAUGUUUUUUUAUGAUGAAGUUAUUUACAAUUUAUGUAUGUGUCUGUAUCGGUGAAAUUAAAUCGUGCAUUUUAAAAGUUAUGGUGAGUCUUGGCCUUACCAUGAGCUGCUUUUAGUCAUUGUUUUAGGAUUUUUGUAAAGUUUGUUGCCAUAAUAUCUUUCUACAUUAGUAUACAUUUAUGUCCAGACGGAUGGAUUUGAACAAACUAGUCCAAUGGAGUAACGUGUUCGAGCGAGGCGGCCUCGCCCGCUCGGGCGGAGCCGCCGAGCCGCACCACACAUAAUAUAUCAUUACCGUUUGUUCUGUUAGCUUGGGAGAUUUAUAAAUUUAUUGUAUUUAAAUAUUACGUUACUUUUGUACAUUGGAAUUUUGUUACUUGAAUAUAUGUUAUUAUUUAAGCUGUUUAUAUUUAAAGAUGGUGUUUUUCUAAACGAAUUGACUUCACGCAAAAUGUUUUAUGUUAACUGUAGGCUUUGUGUACGCAGUGGUCUGGUGUAAUUGAUUUCUUCCUAAUGUUAUCCGUGUAUGAUUCCAUUCAGCUAGCCGUAUGUCAAGUAUAGGAAGUUACUACGUUAGUUAUUUAAGGACAUUUUUGAUGCAUUUGAUAUAAACUUUUUUUACUAGAAACCAGAGGGAUACGCGAGAAGUGAAUUGUAAAAACCGAUACCGAUGUUUUUUGCACGAAAGCUUUUACCACAUGAAUGUAAUAUAUUGUACAUUUGGGUCUAAAUGUGCUGAGUGAUUUGAGCUGACAGUGCCAAGUUUUGCUAUUGGCAAUUUUUUAUUGUAACGUGAAGCACAAAUAUACAUAAUUUUAUAAUUGUUUUCCAUAUAGAGUAUUUUAUUAUGCUAUGCUUAAUUUAGUGUGUUGCUUCGUGUUAUGAUUUAUGGUUUAGUUAUUUUAUGUAUAGUAAGAAACAAAGUUUCUAUUUUGAUGAUAUACAUAUAACUUAUUAACUUAUUUGUUGUUGGGUCCUCGUUUUCUAGUUGAGCGGUUGCAUGUGCAUUGGACCGGCGAAGCACAGGACAGUGUCAAUAGCAAAACUGUAUGCUUUAAUUAAUAUACAGCUGUCUGUAAUGCUCAAGAUGAUGUGAAAUUGAAACUUAGCGCACAAUAUUGAAAUUUCUUAUUGAUGUUACCUUACCCACUGAAGUUCAAUCUCUGUAUGCCCUGUAUAUAGAGCUGUGUUUAGUUUGUGCAGUUGUACAGAAAUAUUGGAAUUAUUUGGCACGACGCUGCGCGGUGCGGGCGGCGCGAACACACACACAUAUACAAACACACACACACACAUACAAACACACCGUUACUGACGUGUGAUGUCACGUAGGGUUGUCGAUAGUUUGAAACAUAUGAUUUAUUCAAAAAAUAUUCCACAAAUUACAGUUACGUUUUGUCUGUGUGUAAUCAACAAUCCCAAACUAAUUGAAACUAUUAGUACAGACUUGAAAUCGCAUUAUCUUUAAUUAUUAAAAAAAAUAUAAUAUAUAAAUAUACUGUAUAUGAAAGAAGAAACACCCUUAUCAGAAUCACUUGGAAACAUUAAUUACUCCCAUGAUCUCCAUUUAAAGCUGCGCAAUCAAUGGAAACUAUUGUCAAAAUUGAUUCUAAUUUUAUAUCACAGUAAAUACAUUUCACAAAUCACAUAUUGACUGAUAUGAUACAUUUUUCAAACUGGCGAGUGAAGCCUCGUUUGAACUCGCUACUUGUCUUCCACUUAACUUUACUUCUCUCUUGUAUAGUAUCACAUACCAAAAAUGUGCCAUUGAGUAAGAUCUUCAUAGAUUUUUGUUUAGCUUCAUUAAAAAGAUGUCACUUCUUUUUUGACUUAAUAAUAAUAAAUAGGUAUUUUAAUGCGUCAUAUUAGCCUUUAAAUUCAACUAAACAUGGAUUUACAGUCAAGCACAUCUCCAGACUAAAUUCAGAAUUAGUCGUAUUAUUUUAAACCCAUUUAUUGUCCAUGGUUUAGCUGUGCCCUUAAAAUAUUUUAUACUAUAGGUAAGUACUUUCCAUUUCGAGCUCAUUAUUUCUUAUCGGCCCAGAUUUUUUACUAAUAGUCUUUAUAAAACAAAACAUACUAAUUACAAAGUAACAUUGCUAACUUUGCGUGACUUGACAUGUCAGUAACGUGCCCAAACGUCAAUCAAACAUCCAUAAUUGUCUCUUGACAACUUUCGCUAUUAAUUUCCACAAUAUCCACGCCUAUAACGUAUCACGAAGCCACUGCCGUGUUAUCUACUGCAACCUAACAUUAACAAACUAAUUACCUUUGUAAUGUGACACGCCCAUCACACAAACUUUUUAUAAAAUAUCUAAUUUAGUCCCCAAAACAAACGAAGCACAAAAUAAAAUUAUAAUUGUUUAUUUUUAUUAAAUUGUGUCUUUUUACAACUUCUCUAUUAGGUAAAAAAAAUUGGCACAGAUUUUUAUAGUUAGUAAGUAUGGUGAUUUAAUUCUAGAAUAUGUAUUAAAUUAUACCAUUUACAAUUGUCAUAAUUUUCGAUUAGAACUAAACUCGACCAAAUGCAUCAUCAAAAUUCAAAAGAAAAUACGAAUUACUUUAAAAAAAUACGGAGGUAAGUAGGAUUUUUAUUUAAGUAUUAUGUAUUUAUUUUCAAUCGAAUUGAACCAUACAAACAAUUUAGGCAAACAAACACGACAACGUAGGUAUAGGCAUGAUUUUCAACAUCGUAAAUUGGUAAUGUUUAAAUAUUUCGUACUAGGCUGAACAAAGUAACAUGGGGGGUAGUCGGUCGCAUCGCUCGGCCGCGCACGUCGCGUCGCAAGCGCAAGGCAUCACGGAUUCGUAUCUUCCUUACGAAUGGACUGAAAUGCGUGUUUCUUACCUAUUUGUUUUACGAUUGGGCGACUACACAAAAUAUUGCUAAAACUAUAUUAUAGUCUAACGUUGCUUUACCUUCGCGUGAGAUUGUGAGAAUUUUAGCUUAAGUUCCGACUGAAGAUGGAUGCCUGUAUGAAAUAUUGUAAAUUAUAAUUUCUCAUAAAAUAUAAUUUUUUUCAGCUA
Pectinophora gossypiella (pink bollworm) is the source of this 4978-nucleotide messenger RNA. It is a transcript of the gene Galphaq, whose product is annotated as guanine nucleotide-binding protein G(q) subunit alpha. The record is from RefSeq and is a predicted model, not a curated record. NCBI's taxonomy places the organism in Eukaryota, Metazoa, Arthropoda, Insecta, Lepidoptera, Gelechiidae. The transcript has 10 exons. Gene Ontology annotation, biological process: adenylate cyclase-modulating G protein-coupled receptor signaling pathway; phospholipase C-activating dopamine receptor signaling pathway. Gene Ontology annotation, molecular function: guanyl nucleotide binding; G protein-coupled receptor binding; GTPase activity. Gene Ontology annotation, cellular component: heterotrimeric G-protein complex. Bases 375 to 1565 code for a protein of 396 amino acids.